GGGAACUUUGGGGUGAAUAGCAGGGAGGAGGAAGUUGCAGCGGAGGGCUAACAGGCAGCCUUCUGGGUUGGCAUCCCCUGUCUGCCUGGUGGGGGACGGAGAUUCCUCUUUACCCAGCGCUGAGUCACGGACAUCCCCAUGGUUGCUACCUUGGGGCUGGCCCCUCCUCUUCUCUGGGAGAGCACUGUGAGUCAGGAAGGCCUGUCAUCCCAGCCGGAGGCGGGAGGGGCUGAGAGGGGCGUCCCCAUUGCUCACGCCCGGCCCCUCCCUGCUCCACACUGGCUGCGUGGGUGUUGUAUAGAGCUGCCCACGCUACCAGCCUGCUAGUCUGACAGUGGGACCGCGGCGCAGGUUAGGUCUCCCGAGGGGAUCUCAAAGGCAGCGCAGCCUGGCCCCACGCGGGACCCCCCUUCAGGAACCAGCCACCCACUGCAGCAAACAAAGCAAGCUUUUCGCGCCCUCACUCUGCGACUUACCUCCUCCUGGUUUGUUGGAGGAGUCCAGGCGGGCACCCCAGGCUGACUCCAGGAAGGAAGAUGGCCACGCAAGUGCUGCUGCAGAUCGCCCUGCUGCUGCUGGGCCUGCUCCUCCUGGUUCAAGGUGCCCAUGGGGGCGGCCACCGGGAAGACUUCCGCUUCUGCGGCCAGCGGAACCAGACACAGAUCAGCAGCCUCCAUUACAAGCAGGUGCAUGAGCUGCGCCUCUCCAUCAGGAACUCCGAGGAGGCGCUCACAAUUCACGCCCCCUUCCCGGCAAACCAGUCAGUCUUCAAGUUCCCUGACCCCAGGGGCAUCUACCACUUCUGCCUCUACUGGGCCCGCCAAGCUGGGAAAUUGCAUCUUCGCUACGGCAAGAGCGACUUCUUACUGAGCCACAGCGCCUCGGACUUCCUGUGCUUCCGGGGCCAGGAGACGAGCCAGGCCCAGGACCCCCCGCUGCUCGCCACUUCCAUGAACUCCUGGGGGAGCCAUAAUCAUACCCUGCCCAGUGCUUCCAGUUUCACCUUCUUCUUCCACAAUCCUUCCCAGAACGCCUCCCACACUGCAUCACUUGACUUGUGUGAGCUGAAAAGGGACCUGCAGGAGCUCAGCCAGUUUCUGAAGCAGCCACGGAAGUCGAGGAAACGCCUUCCCUCCACUGGCCAGCAGCUGCAGAGCCUGGAGUCGAAGCUGACCUCUGUGAAGUUCACGGGGGACACGGUGUCCUUUGAAGAGGACAAGAUCAACGCCACAGUGUGGAAGCUGCACCCCAAGGCCAGCCUCCAGGACCUGCACAUCCACUCCCGGAAGGAGGAGGAGCAGAGAGAGAUCCUGGAGUACUCGGUGUUGCUGCCUCGCACGCUCUUCCAGGGGGCCAAAGGCCGCAGGGGGCAGGCCGCGAAGAGACUCCUCCUGGUGGACUUCAGCAGCCAGGCCCUGUUCCAGGACAAGAAUUCCAGCCGAGUCUUGGGUGAGAAGGUCGUGGGCAUUGUUGUUCAGGACACCAAAGUGGCCAAUCUCUCGAGGCCCGUGGAGCUCACCUUUCAGCACCAGCCACAGCCGAAGAACAUGACUCUCCAGUGUGUCUUCUGGGUUGAAGACCAGACAAUGAACGGCUCUGGGAGCUGGAGCGACGCCGGGUGUGAGACUAUCAGGAAAGAGACGCAGACGUCCUGCUUCUGCAACCACCUGACCUACUUCGCCGUGCUGAUGGUCUCCUCCGUGGAGCUGGACGCUGUGCACAAACACUACCUGACCCUCUUCUCCUACGUGGGCUGCGUCAUCUCCGCCAUGGCCUGUGUCCUCACCAUCGCCACCUACUUCUGCUCCAGCCCCUACGAGUGUGACCUGCUCUCCCGCCCCCUGGGCAGGAGGAAGUCUCGGGACUACACCAUCAAGGUACACAUGAACCUGCUGUUCGCCGUCUUCCUGCUGGACGUGAGCUUCCUGCUCAGCGAGCCGGUGGCCCUGUCAGGCUCCGUGGCCGGUUGCCGGGCCAGUGCCAUCUUCCUGCACUUCUCCCUGCUCGCCUGCCUCUCCUGGAUGGGCCUUGAGGGCUACAACCUGUACAGGCUCGUGGUGGAGGUCUUUGGCACCUAUGUCCCUGGCUACCUGCUCAAGCUGAGCGUCGUGGGCUGGGGCUUCCCCAUCUUCCUGGUGAUCCUGGUGGUGCUGGUGGAUGUGAACAACUACGGCCCCAUUAUCCUGGCUGUGCAUAGGACUCCGGAAGCUGUCACCUACCCUUCCAUGUGCUGGAUCCGGGACUCCCUGGUCAGCCACGUCACCAACCUGGGCCUCUUCAGCCUGGUGUUCCUGUUCAACGUGGCCAUGCUGGGCACCAUGGUGCUGCAGAUCCUGCGGCUGCACCCGCACGGCCAGAAGUGGCCCCACGUGCUCACGCUGCUGGGCCUCAGCCUGGUCCUCGGCCUGCCCUGGGCGCUGGUCUUCUUCUCCUUCGCUUCUGGUACCUUCCAGCUUGUCGUCCUCUACUUCUUCAGCAUCAUCACCUCCUUCCAAGGCUUCCUCAUCUUCCUCUGGUACUGGUCCAUGCGGCUGCAGGCCCGGGGCGGCCCCUCCCCUCUGAAGAGCCACUCGGACAGCGCCCGGCUCCCCAUCAGCUCCGGCAGCACCUCGUCCAAUCGCAUCUAGGCCGCCACACCUCAUGGCGAGAGGAGGCAGAGACCUCGUUUCACCAUUGCCCGCGGGCCCCAUGGCGGGCCCUGGCCCAUCAACCAAAACCUUGAGGCCCAGGGUAGUCAGCGGGCACCAGUUGUUGCCAUGGUGACCAGAUUCCCAGGUUUCUGAAUUGGCUUGGGGACCACUCCGCUCUCCGGUGGAGAACCUAGGCGGACACUGGGGAGCUGAAGUUGGGCUUAAUGUACCUUCUACUGGGCCCUUGUGUCUGGGGGCAGGAUCCUGCGACCCCCAGGGGCAGGCCUUGACUGAACCCAAGACCUUUGGCCUUUGUCAGAUCCUGCUCCCUUCCCCUUUCAGACCUCCCUUCCCCUUCCAGACCUCCCCCGUCUGCUCCCUUCCCCUUCCAGACCUCCCCCGUCUGCCCUCCCCUCCCUGGGCCUCCCUAACCCUUGAUUCUUAGCUGGGGCCCCCAAUUCCAAUACUGUAUUUGGAUGGUGAUUCCCAAGAGUCACCUGGUGUCGGUGGUUAACCUUUAUUGCUGCACGGGCCUUUACUGGGCCAGGCCCAUCUGCCCACCUGGGCCUCUCUAUAAGCUGCGUCAGCUUUGCUCUCCACUGCCAAGCCCACAUCUCACAGGGGUCCUCAGCCUCCCUGAGGCCCCUUGUCACGAGAACUGUGACAUGGAGCAUUCCUGAAGCCAUCCCAACACAGCGAAGACUGAGACACGCCUGCUCUGCAACCUCAGCCUUAAGCCCUGUGCGCUCCUUAGGGGCCUACAGUCUGGCCUCCUAUACACGCAAGCCCAUCACAGCUGGUGUUGUUGAAUCCAGGUUUGGGGCUACAGACCAGGUUGCUCCCCUCUGAGCUCUCAGUAGUGUUCGAGGCUUGCAUGAGACAAGAACUCCUGGAGCUGCAAAUGAGGGGUUAGUGGAAGCGGCCAUCCAGGCUGGAAAUCCAUGAGGGUGUCUUUUAAGAGGCCACACUGGACCUGGAUCUGAGUCUUAAAGAUGGGGUGGAUUUUCUUUCUUUUCGAGAACUUUCUUUUUAAUGAUCAGUUCAUCUUUUGAUAUUCAAGAGAAGUUCGCAUUUGUCGUCCAGUUCUUGGAAACUGUAGAAGAGUAUACGGAAGAAAAUAGAAUCAACUGUUGUUAUCGUCUAACAAAGUGAUGGAAACA
This is a messenger RNA of Condylura cristata (star-nosed mole), 3790 nucleotides long. It is a transcript of the gene ADGRG1, whose product is annotated as adhesion G protein-coupled receptor G1. Gene Ontology annotation, molecular function: G protein-coupled receptor activity; heparin binding. Bases 537 to 2627 code for a protein of 696 amino acids. Gene Ontology annotation, biological process: cell surface receptor signaling pathway; adenylate cyclase-activating G protein-coupled receptor signaling pathway. Gene Ontology annotation, cellular component: membrane. The record is from RefSeq and is a predicted model, not a curated record. The transcript is spliced from 15 exons. Lineage: Eukaryota; Metazoa; Chordata; Mammalia; Eulipotyphla; Talpidae.